Molecule: messenger RNA, 2726 nt
Organism: Etheostoma cragini (Arkansas darter)
Lineage: Eukaryota; Metazoa; Chordata; Actinopteri; Perciformes; Percidae
Gene: rab27b
Product: RAB27B, member RAS oncogene family
Exons: 6
Coding region: 333-989 (218 amino acids)
Biological process (GO): melanosome transport; positive regulation of exocytosis
Cellular component (GO): melanosome; secretory granule
Molecular function (GO): GTPase activity; GTP binding
Source: RefSeq, a predicted model, not a curated record
CGUCCAUCCUCCACCCCUCGAGGAAGCGGAGCGCCAUCCAUCAGACUCGUUGCAAACAGAAGUAGUCGCUACUCCCGAGCGCUUACCAGGCGGCACUCCACCGAACACUAACCCGGGGUCGUCACGUCGAGCUCCGGCCAGGCUCGGUGGUCUCUGGCGGGUUUCCCCUCUCCUUCAGAACUGUGGCAGAGAUGCGAAGUCUCGGAGGAGGAGGAGACCAACUAGCCGAGCAGCAGCAGCAGCAGCAGCAGCAGCAGCAGCAUAACACACCUGCGACGAGGAUCUGAGUUUGUUUCGAUAACGUCAAAGAAAGGUAUUUUCCGGGGAUCACUAUGACUGAUGGGGAUUAUGACUACCUUAUAAAGCUCCUUGCCCUGGGGGACUCUGGCGUGGGGAAGACCACCUUCUUGUACCGCUACACGGACAACAAGUUCAACCCCAAGUUCAUCACCACAGUCGGCAUCGACUUCAGGGAAAAGAGAGUGGUGUACACAGCGUCCAACCCCAAUGGGGCAGCCACGGGGAAAACCUUCAAGGUUCACCUUCAGCUCUGGGACACAGCUGGACAGGAGAGGUUCCGCAGCCUGACAACGGCGUUCUUCAGGGACGCCAUGGGGUUCCUGCUGAUGUUCGAUCUCACCAGCCAGCAGAGCUUCCUCAAUGUCAGAAACUGGAUGAGCCAGCUACAAGCCAACGCCUACUGUGAGAAUCCAGAUAUAGUGUUGAUAGGAAACAAGGCGGAUCUGGCCGACCAGCGGGAGGUUCAGGAGAAACAGGCCAAGGAGCUGGCUGAUAAAUAUGGGAUCCCGUACUUUGAGACGAGUGCGGCGACCGGAGCCGAGGUCGACAAGGCGGUCAUAACUCUGCUGGACCUGGUCAUGAAGAGGAUGGAGCAGUGCGUGGACAAACCGCCCGCGGAGCCAGCCAAUGGGAACGGGACGACCAAGCUGGCUGACACGCAGCCCAACGAGAAGAAAUGCGCAUGCUAGAUGAGGAAGGAAACGACCAGUCAGCGCUCCACUGUCCGUCUGUCCCUUCUACUCGCAACAUUCCCUCCUUCUUUCACCUUCUCCGUCAUCUUUGAUUGCAUGUGUCUUCAUCUCUUCCCCCCUUUAUUCUUCUUUCCCCUCCCAAAGUGUCUGUCAGAGGGCAAUCAAACAACCCUGUCCCCAUCUAGUGGAUGUUCGAGGUAAGACAGUCUCAGCCUGUCUGCCUUUCAGCUCUGUUUAGGAGCAAAUGAAAACAGGAGGGGACAGUUUCACCGCUGUCAGACACAUGACGUAUCGGUUUAAAACACGCAGCCUGGGAAUUAAGCCCUGCGCGCUUCCGAUUUGUCUCCUCGCAGUUGGGUUGAAUGAUUUUAAUGGAUCUACACAGGCAAAAGGAGAUGUUUUAAACUCCUUGACAGAAUGUGCCUCCUGUUUAGGCGUGUUUAUCGCGUGAUGAUGACCACCUGAUCUGGACUUUAAGAGUUUAACAGCUGUGUGCCUGUGUACAUUAAGUCCCGGUCCUCUCCUUACACUUUUCCUCCUGGACCAGGGUGAGCCACUGUAACCAGUUUGGCCCCCUAGAUUCACACUGUUUUCAAUGCUGUACCUGUAUCAGCCAUGUAUCGUCAUUUUUCCGUGUUUCAAGCCGUUUUGACUCAUUCACAGAUGCGAGACGUUUGCCAAUAAUGCACCAAAUCGUAUUUAAUACACAGUAGUUGGCUAAUGUGCCCCGGUGGAGGUCUUAGACACCAAAUGUCCGCUUGUUAGCUUUUAUGGCUAAUUAUAGGAUAUGUAAUGACAGCUCAAUCCGCAAUGAGCUGUGCAGUUUAUUAUUGGGCCUAUAUCAAACUUCAUAUUAGUAACAGUAAAUACCCGACAUAGAUACCCACGACACAAAGCGGAGGAGGGUAAAUAGCUCCAACAGAUCCUACGUUAUUUUUCAUAACCAAAGUGGUCCGAGUAGAGUGUUGUGCUUUAUUCUAGUGCUUUAUUCUAGUCGCUAGUGAUGAUUAUGUAAAGCAGUAUUAUAUAUUCAUAUAUUGGAUCAACACCCUUGAUGAAUUAAACAUUUCUGUUGGCAGUAAUUCAAAAAAAAAACCUUGGAAGAAAUGUUGAUACGACAGGCUCAACUAACCCUCACAGGCUUCCUGUUUACACAUUUGAUUAGCAGCUAAUGUAGCUAGCUAGCUAGCCACAAACUGGUUUACAUACUGUAGGUUCAUCAGUUUUAGCAGUAGCUACAAGUGUCGUGCUAGUAUUAACCAAUAUAGCAUAUUUUUGUAUAAUUAUUGCCACACUACCAACAUCUUUUUAUCAAGACUAGCUUACUAAUAACUAGGUUGUUGCCGUUGAGUUGUUGCUUUCUGUGCCAAUAUUUGAAGUGUUCUCAAAUGUCUCCUUUCUAUCUGACUUUUGAUACCAAAACAAGACGUUAACGUAACCUACCUUGCUUUUCUUUGUCCAUUCUUACAGGACAGACUGCCAUAUGAUUUAUUAGAACAAUUAUUGGAUAGUUCCACAUAGCAUUAAUAACAUUGCAUAAUUUGCUUGGUAUAUAUACUGCAUCUUUUUUGUUUCCCAGCCCCACUUCCAACUGUUCAUUUUAACCCUCCUGUUGUCUUCGGGUCAAAUUUGACCCCUUUUCAAAAAAGAUUCUAUAUCAGGAACUAGUUUUUAUUUCCAACAAAUUAUCCAAAAAUGUAACGUGGAGGGUUCCCAACAACGCUCCUCACAAGU